CCUAGUGUUUUGCUUUACGACGUGCGCGCUCCCGCGAGAUACGUGCACGACUCCGCAGAGCGCCCGUCGCACCUGAGCGGACAGACAGACGGGUCCGGACGAGGACGGGAAAGUUUGACGGGAAAUGAGUAGUUGUUCUACAGACAACCCGACAUGAAACACCGGCCACACAGAGCGAGAGUCCAGCUGUAAUGUUUGUACUGCAGACGGUUACAGGUUUUCAGCUUGAAAUGAAUGAAAUCACAGAAGGGCACAGCGGGUGUGCCAACCAAGAGAGAUCUCUACCUGCUUCCAGCUCCCCUCUGUCGUCUCCCGGCUGCACCUCCACCCAAACAUGGCUGCCAGCUGAAUCCCCUCUGAGGUCUCCCUGGAUGAAGUGUCGUCAGAUGGAGCAGGACCGGGAUUCUCAGCACCAUCACGAUGAGAUGCAGUCCAGUCCUCCAUCCCGUUUCUAUGAGGAACUCUUCUGUACCAGCCAGGCCUCCAAAAUUGUGGUCCCUCUGACCGGCACCCUCAUGACCUCCUCCGGGCCACAGAGCGAUGUGGUGAAACAAGGUUACCUCGGGAAGCUGGAUUGGAAUCACAGACAUUAUUUUGUCCUGAGAGCGGGAAGUCACACCGGGCCAAGCCGACUCGAGUGGUACAAGAACCAGGAGAAGUUCACAGCAAUGGAGAAGUCUGCUGGUAAAGCUGCGCUGUUUGGCUCAAGCAAGCAAGGGGUGAUCUACCUGAGCUGCUGUCUUGGUGUGAGCCGGAGCGGCAGUUCUAGGAAGCGCCACACGGUGGUGCUGUAUGCCAAGGAUCAAACCAUUGUGCUAGUGGUGGAUGACCAGUGGGAACAAGAAGACUGGUAUCUGGCCAUUAAGAAACUGAUGGAGGAAGAGCGGAAGGAUGAAGAGCAUGGAGAAGGAUUUGAUGAAGAGGAUGAUGGGUAUUGCACCCUGCCCCCUGCUGCUUUCUUCAAAGAGGUGUGGCCCGUCACAGUGAAGCCCGUCGGUCUGGGCUGCUCCAAGUCCCUGGCUGGGGAGAGCCGUCUCUGCCUCACAGCUACGUCUCUCAUCUUGGUCAGAGUGGCCGCCGCAUGCAGUGAUUCGCCGUCGGUUACAAUACCUUUGCUGAGUGUUAGGCGCUUUGGUCACUUGGAUGGUUCGUUCUACUUGGAGCUCGGCAGGUCGGCACCAAACGGUCCGGGAGAGGUCUGGAUGGAAGCAGGAGACCAAGGAAACCCAGCGGUUGCCCAGCACAUUCAUGAGUCUGUUCGUGACACAGUUAGGGCGCUGCGAGCUCUCCCUGACUUCAGCCGGUCACCGACCUCCAACAACAAUCCGCUUCAAACCCUUCAGGCUUUAAAACGCUGCAGACCCAAAUACAGAGACAGAAUGAUGAACGUGAGACCACCUGGUUCUCGUCUGGCCCUGCACCUCAGAAACCCUGAAAUGAAUACAAGUCCAACUAAAUGUCACCUCGAGCCCAACAAACUGAAGCCUGAGUCCACUGCGAGCUCCUCCUCACAUCUCAGCCCGCUCAGAACCCAGCAGAGCUCCACGUCUGGGACUGGCAGCUACAUGGACAUGAAGAUGGACCAACAUAUCCCUGUGAACAAAGGGAGGGAAAACGACAGCAGAAGAGCUGCCAUGGCGACAGGGGACCACUGCAGUGAUGCAGACUGCGGGACGGAGAACUGGGAGCCAGGUGAGGAGCAGGGUCUGGGUUACAUGAUGAUGUCGUCACAUGGAAGCCAAAGUUCAGCUGUACUGCCUCAGGACGACUAUGUGACCAUGGCAAGCCCACAGAAAGACAACAGAGCAGCCUACUCUUCAUCCUCCUCUUCCCUUCAGACAUCAUUCAACAGCUCCACCUCUGAGAGCUCCUCUCCGUCACAUCUUCAGACCAAUGAGCUCAGUCAGCCGCACUGGCUGGUGACCUCAGACCAACAGUCAGAAACAGAAGCUGACCAAUCACAGAUGAGAAUCAGCUGCUCCGGCCGACCACAGGACGAUGCAAGCCAGGAGCAGACGUCCGCCAAGCAGAGACGAGUAGAGCAGACCAGGGCCUCUUCGUCUCCUGUGAGGAGUGUUUAUUGGUCUGGCAUGAUGACUCCAUUUGUCACAAGCGGUCCAGACCAUACCAGGCCAGUCCAGGCUAGUCCAAACUCUGGCAAAGACUGGUCUAGCCGAGCCGCAUCAGACAAAUCUGUCAGAAGAUACCGGCUGUCUUUGUGUCUGCCUUCCUGCCUGCAAGCUGAGGACAGAUGCUGAGUUGUUGUAAUAAUUAAUUGUUUUGUUGAGAUCAAUAAUCUGAACAGAAGCUACUUAUUUAUUCAGGUGACGUUAUAGUUACAGGCCACAAAAAGUAAAAGUUAUGAAAGAAUGAUUGAUUGAUGUGUUCAGUCCACUGGGGCUUUAAAGUCUUAGAUUAAAUACAGAAUAUGUUUGAAAAAAAUUAAAGUUGUCUCUGACACAUUUAAUCUGUUAUUUUGUUUGUAAAUGUACUUUGUGUUUGGUUUCAGUUUUCCCCUGUUUUGUCAAUUUUCUUUUUUUCUCCUCU
Messenger RNA from Anoplopoma fimbria (sablefish), 2547 nucleotides. Its product is annotated as insulin receptor substrate 2-A-like. Bases 192 to 2258 code for a protein of 688 amino acids. Lineage: Eukaryota; Metazoa; Chordata; Actinopteri; Perciformes; Anoplopomatidae. Gene Ontology annotation, cellular component: cytosol; plasma membrane. The transcript has 6 exons. Gene Ontology annotation, biological process: insulin receptor signaling pathway. The record is from RefSeq and is a predicted model, not a curated record. Gene Ontology annotation, molecular function: phosphatidylinositol 3-kinase binding; insulin receptor binding.